Molecule: messenger RNA, 1608 nt
Organism: Paramecium sonneborni
Lineage: Eukaryota; Ciliophora; Oligohymenophorea; Peniculida; Parameciidae
Source: the annotation of a GenBank genome assembly
AUGCAUCAGGAAGGGAAUGAUUUCUUUAAUAAAUUUAAUAUAUAUUAAAUGGAAUGUGUUUAUAAACAUAAAAGUUGUUCUGUUUUAUUAGUCCUUGAUAAAUAAAAAUUUAAUUAGAAGGAAAGAUUGAUUUGUGCUGAUUGUUUAGAAGAACAUAAAGGAAGUUUAAGUAUGACUAUUAGUGAUGAAUCAGUAUAAAUAUAAAUAUAUAAUUAGGAUAAGCUGAGAAAUUAUGUCCAUGCACAAAAAAAAUAAAGUAUUAAUGAAAUUGAUUAAUUUACUCGAUAUCUUUAUAAACUUAAGGAAAAUCUAAUAAAGGUUAUUGACAUUAUUAUAGUGAAUUCUCAUUAAUAGAAGGAUGAAUUGAAUUAGAGUAAUGAUGAUACUUAUGAUGAUGAUUAAAUUUAUUUAGAAAUAGAGAGAAUAAAUAAGAUUAAUAAAUAUUAUUAAAAUAAAUUGGAAAGUUCUGUUACAAUUAUAAAAUAAAUAGUGAAUAUUAUCGAAAAAGAAACAUAUAAUUUAACAAAAACAUUAAUAGAUUUAAAAGAUUACGAAGACUUCAACGAGAAGCCUAUAAAAAAAGUAUAAAUGAAUUCAUUAGAAUGUAAAAGUUAAGUAUUUAGUGAAAAGCACUAAGAAUUCAUUUAUCAAUAAGUAUAAGAAGUUCAUUAAAAAUAAUGGUGUUUUGCACUUGCUUUUAAUAAAAUAGGUUCAAUAAUGGCUGGAGCAGCUAAAAAAGAUAUAAAAAUUUGGAAUUUUGAAAAAGGUUAAUUAAAAGAUUCUGGAAUAAUCUUAAAAGGUCAUCAAUAAGAUGUUACUUGUAUAAUUUUUAGUAAGAAAUAAAAUUGGCUAAUAUCUGGAAGUAUAGAUUGCAAAAUAAUUGGAUGGAAAUAAUUGUAAAACUCUAAUUAAUGGGAAUCAUAAUACACUUGUGAAGCUCAAUCAAUUGUUUGGUGCUUAUUUUUAAAUUAAAAUGAAAAUUAAAUAUUUUCUGGACAUUCAAAUGGAUCAAUCAAAGUAUGGAAUUUGAACUAAGAUAAAAAUAUAUUAAAAUUUCAUUAUUAACUUAAUAAACAUAGCAAGCAUAUUGGUUAAAUUAGUAUGAAUGAAGAUGAAACAUAACUUGUAUCAUGUAGUGAUGAUAAAACUAUUAUUGUUUGGGAAAAAAAAAUAAAUCAAAGAAGAUUUAAAUUUAAAUAAGUCUUAGAAAAUCUCAAAAAUGAUAAUGGCUUCAGAGUUUGUUUUCUUAAUUAAAAUACCAUUGCUUGGUGUUAAGAAAACUAGGCAUUAAUUCAUAUAUUUAAAUAAGAAGCAGAAACAUUUGUAGAGAAAAAUGAACUUCAAAUCAACUUAAAAUAUUUUGAUCUAAAAGAUGGAUAAUCUCUAUUUCCUUCUAUAUAUAAUAAAGAAAAAUAAAUUUUCAUCAUUAAACAUAACAAAUAUGUUUACAUUUUAAGUUAUUAAAAUUAAAUAUUAAAUGCUUAAAUAGAACCUAUUGAUUGUAGAUCUUGUAAAAAUUAUGGUAAUGUUACUGAGGAUGGAAAUUAUUUAAUUAUUUGGAAUGAUGAGACAUUAUCAUUUCAUGUUUAUCAAUUGAAAUAUCAAUGA